This is a messenger RNA of Helicoverpa zea (corn earworm), 2531 nucleotides long. Its product is annotated as PR domain zinc finger protein 10-like. The transcript has 17 exons. Lineage: Eukaryota; Metazoa; Arthropoda; Insecta; Lepidoptera; Noctuidae. Bases 314 to 2380 code for a protein of 688 amino acids. Gene Ontology annotation, cellular component: chromosome. Gene Ontology annotation, biological process: regulation of transcription by RNA polymerase II. The record is from RefSeq and is a predicted model, not a curated record. Gene Ontology annotation, molecular function: RNA polymerase II cis-regulatory region sequence-specific DNA binding; DNA-binding transcription factor activity, RNA polymerase II-specific; chromatin insulator sequence binding.
UGGCCGUCUUUUGCUGUUUUUUCUGGCCGGCUUUAAAAUAUAAUUUAGUUUUAAUUAAACAAAUUCAUUUGUUUUAAGAAACAAACCAGGUUUUAUUAGGAGGAGUGUUUGAGCUUCAAUUUAAGUUAUGUUAUAUUAGUCUAUGCUUCAAUUAGCUGAUGAUAUUGUAUUGAAACCACUGAUAUUUACCUCAAUGAUUGAAACUGAAUUCUAAUGAUUGUAAACAAAUAAGUACCAGUCAUUUAAAAACAACAACUCGAUUCAAAGUUAAAUGAACAUAUGUCUAAUAUUGAAGUAAUUUCUAUAUUCCAAAAUGAACCGUGCCGAUUCUCAUAUACCCAGCGCCCCGACACAUCUGUACUUGCUCCAAAUGGAUCCCAGCAUAAAUUUAAGUUCAAAUGAACAAGGACUGCCACUACACAUAUUGGACAAUAGCUUAGAUUUUGGGCACAAGCAAUACUUAUUGCCGCUGCCAAACAAACAAAAGGAGGGACAAGAUCUACAAGUUCUCGUUGACUCCAGUCAGGGACCAGCUAAAAUUAUGGGGUUAAUAGUUGAUAACAAAUAUCAGGAUACACAAAAUCUACUCGCUGGCUCCACUUUUCAACUUCAAUCAACUAUAGAGUGCAAUAACUUGGAACAAAUAUCAACUAACAAAGGGAAUAGUAAUUUAAAUACACAAACAAAUCUUCAAGUUGAAGAUUUAAAUGGAAGUAAUACAGAAUGUGAGCUAAAUAACACAUCGGCAAUCAAAAACUUUGUUCACAUAUCUGACCGAGUCAUUCCCCCACGAGCCUUGGCUGUUUUGCCACCAGUACUUCAAUUACAGCGGCGCCAUAUCAUUUCAACCCGACGUAGUUUACCAGCACGCGCGCGAUUCGGUCCUGUACAAGGAAUAAGAUGCAAAAUAUCAUACUCAGAAGCUGUUGACUUAGUAUUGAAUGCAACAUCAAAUAAGAAGCCACUAUUUCUAGUCAAAGACAAGAAUGAUACGGAUGUGAUCACACAUAUUGAUACUUACGAUAAAGAUAAAUCAAAUUGGAUUGGAUUGUUACCCCUCGGCGAUGAGAGCACUGCAAAUGUCUGGCUGUAUGAAGAAAACUAUGAAUUGUACGGAAUCACUACAGAAAUACUACCAGCUAGAAAGCCAUUAAUGCUUGGUUACAGUAAACAUUAUGCUGAUUCCUAUGGUCUAAUAGGACCUACUAAAGAUAUUGACAAAGAACCUGUGAUGCAAAAGUCAUGGUGGUGCCAUGAAUGUCAACACACAAUCCCGUCUUCCAAACAACUGCAGAAUCAUACGGAUUUAUAUCAUAAGGAGGGCAAUAUAAUCUCCAGACGGCGCUAUCGUUGCCGUCAAUGCUCAAAGACAUUUUCCAGAAUAUUUUCAUUAAGGCGACACACUGCUCUAAAUUGUCCUGUCAAAUCGGAAAAAGGAAACAAAGCAAUACAAACAGAAGCUGAUAUCGAAGUGUCACAAAUUAACGUGAAUGACUCGAUAUGUUCCGAAGACAACAGAAUACCCUCAGACGAAAGCUUUCAGAAUUAUUCAAACGGUCUAGACUUUUCCACGAAUCUCUUCGAUACGGAUCGCAUACCUAGUCUUGAUAUUUCAGGAAGUAGAUGUGAUAAUGAUUUUAAUCCUUACACUCUAGGAUAUAAAGACGAAAAUGGACUAACCAAUUAUUUAGAUUUUUCAUGUAGGAUAGAAAAUAAUUCUAAAGAGAAACUAUCGAGUCCUGAAAAACCCGCUCUGACUUCUUGUCCGUAUUGCAGUCAAUCCAUAGUAACAUCGAAAAGGCGUCAACACAUGAGUAAAUGUCCCGCCCGCGUAUUAAAAUGUGAAUGCAAAAAAGUCUUCACAAGCCGCAAACUCUUUACGGAACAUAUAUGGGCCCAACAUUCGAACGCAAAUGCUGAAAGAAACGACACUGAUAGUAAGAAUCCGGCUGAAGAUAUAGAUCAAGACAGUAAAGCAGAUGUUAAGUCACAGGAUCCAGAGCCAUCAAAAUAUAAAUGUGAAGACUGCCAACAUUCUUUCAAGCGUCGAGGCAUGCUAGUGAACCAUCUAUGGCGAGUUCACAACAUGGUGUCAGCGAAAGUUCCGCUAGAGCGGAGUGUACGAACCUACCCGUGCGGAAACUGUCCCAAGAUAUACAGGACGGCGGCCAAGCGCGACCGACAUGUGCAACAACACCAUCCAGGCGCCGCGAAGGUCCGCGGUCAGGCUUUAGAGAGCGGUACCCGCGUGUGCGAGCCCGCCAUGUGUUCAGCGUGUCCGCGCCAGUACGCCACGCGAGCCAAGCUGCUGCAGCAUCAGAGGGCGCAGCAUCCUUACAUGGUACCCCCUUCAAAUAGAAAUUCUACAAAAACAAAAUGAACGAAGAAGGUAGGUAAGUUGAUCAGCAAUUAUAACGUACAUUCCAGUUUAGAUCUGAUAAUUUAGUCAUUUGUAGUCUUUCUUAAUAUUGUAAACGUUAAGCUAUUUUACAACUCGACUGGUUUAUAAAUAAUAAAUAAUUUGCUCUCAU